Messenger RNA from Microplitis demolitor, 2661 nucleotides. Its product is annotated as beta-1,4-N-acetylgalactosaminyltransferase bre-4. Gene Ontology annotation, molecular function: N-acetyl-beta-glucosaminyl-derivative 4-beta-N-acetylgalactosaminyltransferase activity. Lineage: Eukaryota; Metazoa; Arthropoda; Insecta; Hymenoptera; Braconidae. Bases 972 to 2159 code for a protein of 395 amino acids. Gene Ontology annotation, biological process: carbohydrate metabolic process; glycosphingolipid biosynthetic process. The transcript is spliced from 7 exons. The record is from RefSeq and is a predicted model, not a curated record.
AGUGGUAGCAGUAUCCAACUGCACUCAAUUCAUUGCACUACAUUAGAUGGCCACUCGGAGCGCACCGUCCCGACUAUUAUCACUUUCUUUCUCUCGUUAACGAAAUUAUUUGUCCCUAAUAAAUUAAAUCAUCAAGUGCUUCAAUUAAAUAACAAAUUAUUGUCUCAAUUAAAAACUCAUCUCAACAAAUAUCUAAUAACGCUUCGAUUAAAAUUUAAUUUUAAUUUAUAAAUUUACAAAUAUUACGAGUUGUUGUGAUCACUGAUAAAUAAACUCAGGUGUGUUGAUCUCAUUUUUACUUAUUUAUUUGGACCAAAAACUGUUUUAUCCUGUGAUCCUGAUGGAAACCUGAGUUUAACCAAAAAAAGGACUAUAAACAUUCCGUAUAUUUGUUUUGCUAAUUUAAUUAAUUAUUCAUUGUCGUUAUUAUUUUUUAUUCAAUAAAAUUAUUUAAAUAAUUUUUACACGAGUGAUUACGUACAAUUAAUAAAUCUUGAAUUUAAAUAGAUGUAAUAUGAGGACGGAUUUAUUUCAUUUGAUAUAAGUUAUUUAUUAUUAUUAUUAUUGUUUUUUUUUAUUAGGAAUGUAAUAAAGAAAAGUGCGCGUGAGUGUGUGACCUCGUGGGAUUUCCACGCGCACCGGUGUCAAGUGAAUACUGACCUUCAAGGUCAACUGGUUAUAAUUGUUUUAAUUUAUAUAAAUAAGGAUAAUUAAAUAGAGUCGUGUGUGAUUAUAUGAUAAAUUAAACUUAUCUGAUUACAUUGUAGGAAAAAAAUUGUUUUUUUUUUUCUCUAGGAUCAGUUUAGUUCCGCAUUUAAUUAUUGUUGCAACAAAAGGGGUACGAGUGAUGUGUGAGUGCAUUGAAGUUGAUAAUAAGCUUGGGAAUAGAUAUAAGAAAUAAGGAAAAUAAUGAAAGUGAGGAGACAUAACUUCCGCCGAUAGGAGGAAGUUAUGGUGUCUUACCGGGUGCGAUGUCUGUGGCUGCACCCGUGGCAUCGUGGCACCGAGCCCACCUAUACAAGGCGCUCGCCUGCGUUGUUAUCGCACUUAUCGCACUGCAAUAUCUACUUAGUGGUGCUAUAGAUGGACACUCUAUUGAAACGAUGUUUACUAUUAAUGCUUCAAGAUAUACCGAGCGCUCAUUCAGAGGACAUCCACGGGGUUUGAUUAUUUACGGUAUCACUACAGGAGUACCAACUUAUUCGGUUGAGACAAACACAAACUUCACUAAAGAAACAAUGCAGACUGCUGUGGCACCUGAGGAUGUCAGCAAUGUCUCAAGAACGGAAACUAGUCCAACAAGAAAUACAACUUAUAAUGGACCCAACGUCACUGACUCAUCAGUUAUAAAACAAUGUCCUCUUAUUCCACCAAAUCUUGCCGGUCCCCUAGUUGUCAAUAAGAAUCCUCCAGAACUGUCAGUUAUCGAAAUGAAAUUGACAGACGUAAAACCAGGAGGCAAAGGUUCACCAGAAAAUUGUAAGCCCCGAUACAAAGUUGCCAUAAUAAUUCCAUAUCGAGACAGGCCUCAGCAUCUUCAAACGCUCUUAUAUAAUCUUCAUCCCAUGCUGCUUAAACAGCAAAUCGACUAUCAAAUAUUCAUCGUUGAGCAAGAAGGUAACGGACCAUUCAACCGCGCAAUGCUGAUGAAUGUAGGAUACGUUGAAGCACUGAAAGAAAAAACAUUUGAUUGUUUUAUCUUUCAUGAUGUUGAUUUACUACCAGAAGAUGAUAGAAAUCUUUAUACUUGUCCAGAGCAACCACGACAUAUGUCAGUUGCAGUCGAUAAAUUUAAAUAUAGAUUACCAUAUGCGGAUUUAUUUGGUGGAGUAUCAGCAAUGUCUCGGGGUCAAUUCCGGCUGGUAAAUGGUUUCAGUAAUAUGUUUUGGGGGUGGGGUGGCGAAGAUGACGAUAUGGCGAAUCGUAUAAAGGCCAAAGGGCUUCAUAUAUCACGAUAUCCACCUAAUAUCGCGCGCUACAAGAUGCUGUCACACAGGAAAGAAAAAGCCAAUCCACGAAGAUACGAAUAUUUGAAGACAGGUAAAAAAAGGUUUGCAACAGAUGGACUGACGAAUUUAAAAUACAACUUAAUUGAUAAGAAAAAGUAUAAACUUUAUACUUGGUUACUUGUUAAAUUGACGCCCCCUCAGCCCAGCUGAUGGCUACCAUGGUUUGGUUGAAGUUUUAUUCAGCCAACAGAUAAAACUUCAAAUCCAAAUAAAGUGAACAAACUUAAAGUAAAAACAAGAACAACAAAUAGUAACAAAAAAAAAAAAUACAAGGAAAUAAAUAAUUAAAGACAAAAGACUUGAUUUAAAGUUAAAUAUUAAUGAAUUUAAAAUUUAUGAAUGAAAGUGAAUGGUGUUAUUAAGCCGCGUUAUAAUCUGAGAUCCCAUAUUUUUUUAUUGCUUCCUUUAAAAGUUAUCACGUUAAUUAGUAUAACGACUUAGGAAAUGUAAAAAAAGGUAUAAAAUGAGAUGAUAAUUUUUAAACGUGCCAAAUAAAAAAUAAUAAUUAAACAGUGUCUUAAUAUUUGGAAAAAAGUUAAAAUAGGAAACUGUGGUAAUUUAAUUAUUGUAUUGAUAAUAAAAUUAGCGCGUAUUAUUUUGUUAUAUAUUUUUAUUUUUUAUUUUCCGUAUAUAGUGAUAGUAUUAUUAAGUG